AUGAAGAAAGCGAUGGAGAUGGAGAUGGAGAAGAGCGAUGAAGAUGAAGAGAGUGAUAGAGAUGGAGAAGAACAGUGCCAAAAAUGCCCUCCUGUCUUCCGUGAAUGGUCAGGAUCAUCCGCCCUCAUGAUUGCUGAAUCUCCAAAUGCCCACAUCUUCAAAAUCAACGUCCCAGGAUUGAGCAGAGAGAACAUAAAGGUGCAAAUAGAAGAUGGGAACGUAAUGCGGAUAACAGGAGAGGCAAGUAAAGAGGAGCAAAAUGGGAAAGACACGGUUUGGCAUGUAGCUGAAAGAGGAACAGGAAAAGGAGAAUUUUCUCGAGAAAUUGAAUUGCCGGAAAAUGUGAAGUUGGAUCAGAUCAAGGCCCAUGUGGAAAAUGGUGUUCUCACUGUUGUCGUUCCAAAAGAUGCAAGCCCAAAGCCCAAUAAAGUUAGGAAUAUAAACAUUACUAGCAAGCUCUAGGAUUUAAGCUCUUGAAAAUGGCCAUGGAUUAAGAAUAACAACAGUUCUUCGUGUAGUAUGUGUUGUAAUGAAAAAUAAAUCUCACUCAAACUAGUGCACGUAUCUAUCUGAGUAUAAUUAUUAAAUUUUAAUAUUAUAAAUAUGUCGUGAAGAUGAGGUUUUGUAAAGCAUUACGUAUUCGAAGA
Pistacia vera is the source of this 647-nucleotide messenger RNA. Its product is annotated as 15.7 kDa heat shock protein, peroxisomal-like. Gene Ontology annotation, biological process: response to salt stress; response to hydrogen peroxide; response to heat. The transcript has 3 exons. Lineage: Eukaryota; Viridiplantae; Streptophyta; Magnoliopsida; Sapindales; Anacardiaceae. Bases 1 to 462 code for a protein of 153 amino acids. The record is from RefSeq and is a predicted model, not a curated record.